AUGUUUAACCUUCCCAAACUCGCUGUCCGUGAUAACGACAGCAAUGACAGUGGUCUCUCCGGUCCUAUUGUCGAUCUCCUGAUCUCCCUUCUCGUCCUCGUCCUUUUUGCUCUCGUUUUGCUCGGGAGCCUGCUGCUCAUCCGUCGCAAGCGCCAGUCUCGCCAAGACUCACUUCUCCCCGUUCACAAUGGACAACGCAACACUCGCCGCCUGACUAUCUCUGCUGGAGGCAAAACCAAUUCCAUCAUGGUCUGGGACGAAAAGCACAACCUUAUUGAGAACUCCCACAGCCCCCCAACUAGCCCUGUUCCUGCUAUUCAUAUCACUUUCCCGGAGGAAGAGGACGAGGCUGGCAAGCGCAAGUCGGGACGUGUGGUUGUUGUGAGAAUCAGCGAAACCGGCGGAGUUGGCCUAGAACCUUAUCACGAAGAUGAUCUUCCCCCAUACCAGACCAGUGACUCUGACCGCUUCCAGUCCCUCGACAUUGAACGUAUGGGUGGAUUGAAGGAAAAGGGUGAGCUGAACAACUAUCAUUAA
This is a messenger RNA of Penicillium taxi, 537 nucleotides long. RefSeq lists its product as uncharacterized. The transcript has a single exon. The coding region runs from base 1 to 537 and encodes 178 amino acids. The record is from RefSeq and is a predicted model, not a curated record. Lineage: Eukaryota; Fungi; Ascomycota; Eurotiomycetes; Eurotiales; Aspergillaceae.